AUGGAUGAAUACCAACGACUUAUAGAACUACCUCCUUUCGAAAAGUUUGACCUUCUCCUCGUGAUUCUUUUCUCCAUUCUUGCAGGUAUUAUUUCUGAAACAUUAUCCUACUUCCUACUAUACAACCGAGGAGACUAUCGUACAAAACACAAUGAAGCAGUGCAAAUUUAUGAACAAAUCUUCCUUUGUAUAUCUAGGCAAUUUCCUUACCAUGUAGAGCUAAACGUAAAACAUGACACAUUAGGCAAGAAGGGGAAAAAUGAGAAAGUUACAGAUCAAGAGGAGCUGGAACUUAAGUUCCUAAGGAAACUAAAUGAGAUAAGAGAUUUAAGAUAUUUAAGUACCUUGAUUACGGGAGUAACAUUUAUGACCCUGAUGCCCGUACUAAUGAGUUUAUUUGAGGCAACUCCUGUUGGAAAAUUGCCUUUUAUACCCUUCAAAUUUAUGCUCUACUUUACUAGAUCCGAUUUACCCGGUUCAGACCUUACCGAUGUCAGUCCCGCAUUCAUCUACACAAUAGUUAUUAUGUUGGCUAAGAAUAACAUAAAAUCGUAUUUGGGAUUUGCCCAACCCGGAGGGACGCUAGGGGAAUUGAUUUUGAAAACUAAAUUGCGGGAGAAAGGCAUUGAAGUUUAA
Messenger RNA from Babesia microti strain RI, 636 nucleotides. RefSeq names its product Transmembrane and coiled-coil domain-containing protein 1 homolog. Gene Ontology annotation, molecular function: calcium channel activity. Bases 1 to 636 code for a protein of 211 amino acids. Gene Ontology annotation, biological process: endoplasmic reticulum calcium ion homeostasis. The record is from RefSeq and is a predicted model, not a curated record. The transcript is spliced from 2 exons. NCBI's taxonomy places the organism in Eukaryota, Apicomplexa, Aconoidasida, Piroplasmida, Babesiidae. Gene Ontology annotation, cellular component: endoplasmic reticulum membrane; cytoplasm.